AUGGGCCCCUCUCGCAACGGCCCCACUCUCCGUCUUCACCCUCAACGCCCGAAGGUACCUCAAGCUCGACCUCCGCACGGGAAAGGGCAGCUUCAUCUCGGCGACGAAUGCGUCCCAACGCCGACACUCCUCGACAGAGAAGGGGUAAGGCUUGCGAGCAAUGCCGUGCUCGCCGUAUACGCUGCUCUGGCCCCCCUCCUUGCGAUGCGUGUGUCUCGUCUGGUGUGGGAACAGAAUGCUUCGUUCGUCUCAAGGCUCGACCCAAGCGCUGACGUCCGAGACAUUCCUCUCGCUCAACUCGUGUUCAAGGUUCCCACCCGGCUGUCCGGCACACAAGGCACGCCCUUGCCCAGCCCCCCCGACCUGUAUCUCUACGAAGACAGUUUAGUAGACUACUUUAUGACGUCUCCCGAACUUGGCCCCACUGAGCGUGUCAAGUUUCUUGACACGGCGUCCUACAUUGGUCUUUACUCUCGGCACCGGGCCCUUCCACAGUCACUCGGGGAGGACCAAAUUGCCAUUGUCUACGCGGUACUUUGUUUGGCUCGUUUCGCGCAAAUACGAGCAAACAUCAACAAAGGCACGCCUCUAGCCGGAGGAGACCUGUCGCGUGAGGAUAUCACAUACUUUCAUCUAUCGUUUGAUGCUCUCAAGCGAUGGGCUCGGCCGUCCUUAUUUGCAUUGCGCGCCCUUUUCUGCCUCAACAGCUUCACCCUGGGAAAUGGCGGACCGGCCGACACAAAAACGAUCAUGAACCACAUGGCCUGGCAGAUUCGAGAGCUGGGUCUCAAUCAACAAUUUACCGCAUCUAUGUACGAGCCACGGGAGGACGUGGGGUCACUCUACUCGAGUUUCUUCUACGCUGAUCUGUUCUGCGCGUCUUUAACGGACCUCGCCCCCUGUAUUCCUUUGGGGGAGAGCACGGCCGACCCAACGCCGCCAGUGACGAUGCGUCUCUCUCGAGCUCUUUGUCGCUGUUCAUAUUUCACUGCCAAGUUCCUCUCGGAUCUAGCUGAUCCUUCCAUUGAUGUUGGUACCCUGGAGUACGCAACGGCAACAGAAGCAUUGUGGUCUCCUGAUCUUCGCAACCUCCAGGGGAACGACACGGAGGCUGCCCGGGAAGUUGGGUGGGCCGAGUUCCGAUACACCGGCGAACUUCAAAAGCGGGAAUCUCGGGUCCUGUUCCGCAUGCUCGUCGACAUCCUCCGCAAGCACGAGGACACCUGGCCGGUUUGCAGCGAGCUUGUCAAUGGCUACAGUGCUGCAGCCCAUGUCUUUGGUAUCGACGUCUCACCAGCUCCAUCCGCUCUCCGCAUCCAUUCCGAGCUGAACCUCGGCGAUAUGACGAGUCUUGAGAGUUUCCAGUGGACAGACCUUGGCCUCGACUUCGACUUUUCGUCUUUCCCGCUCUAG
Molecule: messenger RNA, 1413 nt
Organism: Apiotrichum porosum
Lineage: Eukaryota; Fungi; Basidiomycota; Tremellomycetes; Trichosporonales; Trichosporonaceae
Exons: 6
Coding region: 1-1413 (470 amino acids)
Source: RefSeq, a predicted model, not a curated record